UGAUGUUCAAUCGAUGCAACCUCUACCCUUGCAUAAUUCCCGAAUUGUCUCCACCCGAGCUAACAUCUUCCCCACCCCGGGCCUGGCACUCCGGUGCACGGAUCCUUGACCCAAAUGUCGCAAGACUGAUGGAGGUGACAACCGAUCACUGGCGUGACACAAUUUCUUCUACAACUAUCAACAACGAACAGUCAAUUGCACGACGCGCUUCUGCCUACCAUGUCCAAAACAUCUUCAAGCCUGCCACCAGAUCUGUUCGACCAGACUACCCUCAUUUCCCUGGCCGCAACCGUCGUCCUCUUGUCUGUAGCUAUCGCCGUGUCCCGUCGAGUCCUCCACCCCGCCACAUCGACGAGCUAUCGCGUGCUGUUCAUCUGGCACGCCUUUGAUGCCUUGAUCCACUUCUUCCUCGAGGGAAGCUUCCUCUAUCACUGCUUAUUCUCUUACAUCCCUCUCGCCGACGUGCCAGACGCCGACCUCAGCGGUUUUCACCCGACCCCGGCCAACUUCCUCGGUCACUCGGAUCGCAUCUAUGGCGCCCAAGCGGGCGGAAACAAUCCCUUUGCGCAGCUAUGGAUGGUUUACGCGCGGGCUGAUAAGAGAUGGGCCGGUGCGGACUUGGGUGUGAUUUCGCUGGAGCUUCUGACGGUGUUCGGCGCCGGACCGCUGGCCGUAUGGAUUUGCUACAGCAUCGCUAAGCGUGACCCCAAGGUCAACAUUUGGAUGAUUGUCAUCGCAACGGCGGAACUUUAUGGGGGAUUCAUGACCUUCUGCCCCGAAUGGUUGACCGGCAACAUCUACUUGGACACGAGCAACUUCAUGUACCUUUGGGUGUACCUUGUCUUCUUCAAUAUGCUGUGGGUCUUCAUCCCCAUCUAUGCCAUUUACGUGGCAUACGGGGAGAUUUCUGCUGCUUUCAAGGCCCAGGGCGUUAGGAAGAAUCUCUGAGCAUAUAUCUCGAGGCCUAUGAAGCUAUCCACGUACUACAAAAUGUCAGCCAUCGCCCAAUUGCCCUUGUCGUAGCCUUCGAUCAAAGCCUCGUGCGAAUUUUUGACUUUCGAACCAUCUUAUCCACCCCUACUUUGUAGCUAUUUAGCAUUACAUUGAAAGCUCGCGUUGUUCCUCCAAACUCUUCUCUCCAAGGUGGUCUUUAUUGAAGACCGGCUUGCCACCGGAUCUUUGAGAACUUCGAGGGACUGCCUUUACUUCAGGCCAUCCCCGAUGUUCUUCACGCGAAGUAUGUGUUUUCCAAAGUACCAAGUCUAUGGAGUAUG
Colletotrichum acutatum is the source of this 1274-nucleotide messenger RNA. RefSeq names its product emopamil binding protein. The record is from RefSeq and is a predicted model, not a curated record. Gene Ontology annotation, cellular component: membrane; endoplasmic reticulum. Bases 220 to 948 code for a protein of 242 amino acids. Lineage: Eukaryota; Fungi; Ascomycota; Sordariomycetes; Glomerellales; Glomerellaceae. Gene Ontology annotation, biological process: sterol metabolic process. Gene Ontology annotation, molecular function: cholestenol delta-isomerase activity. The transcript has 3 exons.